Messenger RNA from Knipowitschia caucasica, 1488 nucleotides. The record is from the annotation of a GenBank genome assembly. Lineage: Eukaryota; Metazoa; Chordata; Actinopteri; Gobiiformes; Gobiidae.
AUGAGCGCGUGCCGGACUGUGUUUAUACUGAUGCUAUGCGUGUGCGCAUGGACAGCAGAGCUCCGGGACCAGAGCCCGGUUGAGGAGGCUGUGCAACCGGGGACAGAGGAGCAGAGCGGCACGGGGGUCCAGCGUUUCCAGUCCCGCGUGGAGCGGGGGGUCAAAGGCUCGUGGAGGGAGAGGAGCUCCGUGGAUCCGGGGCUCCGCUUUUUCACCCCUGCAGCCCCCACUCCCCCCUCACCCCGGCGCGUGAAUGCGUCGCUUCGCGCUUCGCUGCUGCCCCUUAGUGGGGGGGCUCCGUGGGCACUCGCACUGCUGAUGCUCGCGGUCGCGGUGAUGUGUGUGGGAGUGGGCGCUGCGCUCGCGCUCAUGUGUCUUGUGUGGAACAGUCUGCAACUGCAGAGCGCAUGGAACUGUGUGCUGGCCGCGCAUGCGCUCUGGGACUUCAUUGUGCUGUGCGUUUGCGUGCCUGUGGAGGUUACGCACCAGCUCACGAGCACGCGCAUCUUGCCUGCACUCUCCUGCGGCCUUGCGCCCUUUUUACAGGUGAGCUCGAUGGGCGUGGCCACCUUCAGCCUAUGUGCUUUGAGCAUUGACCGUUUCCAUAGCGCCACAAGCCCUGCCUCCCUGAGCGCGCGGAUGGAGCCGUGCGCCUCUAUCCUGCCCAAAGUCAGCGUGGUGUUUGUGGGUGCGCUGCUGCUGGCCGCGCCCGAGCUGCUGCUGCACCGCGGAGUCAGACUGCCCCUGGAGGAGGGAGGAGGGAACUACACACAGCUGGACGUGUGCCUGCCAGAGCCCGCCCCCGAGCUCCCAUUGGCCGUGCUGUCUCUGGUGCUGACCUAUCAGGAGGCCCGAUGCUGGUGGGUCCUGGGCUGUUACCUGCUCCUCCCCUUGCUCUUUACGCUGUCAUGUGACUUGGUGACACGACGCGUUAUGUCACAGCGAGCCGAGCUGAUUGGACGACAGGAGAGCAGUAGCCGAAGCCCCUCCCCCUCUGACGCUAAGAAGGAUCUGAGCAGAAGCCCCUCCCCCUCGGCAUCUGUAAACAGGAAGCUGGUGGAGCAGGAGGCAAUGCUUCGGUCCGUGAUUUGUGCUCUGAUUGGCCUGUACUGCGCAUGCUCGCUCCCAGAGGCUUUGUGUGAUGUUGCGCUGAUUUAUGCUCCGGCGCUGGGCGUGACCUCUCUGUCUGUGGGCGUGGCCUAUGUGCCUGUGAGCGUGGCCUCCAUGCCUGCACUGCGCCUCAUUGGUCAGUUCUUGCUGUACGUGCGCUGCUCGGCCACGCCCCUGCUCGCGCUAGUGUUCAGCCGCGCUCUGGGACGUGCAUUUGUGCGCUGCUGCUGCUGCUGCUGUGAGGACUGUGGAGAAGCAACCACUGUGAACACGCCCACUCUGUCUCUGGCCACACCCUCCACGCUGUUAGCAACGCCCCUCUCUGCAGUAGCCUCGCCCAUAAGGCAGCAGGGGCGAGGCCUCGGGACGCCCUGCUGA